GUUUCUCGCUAGCCUUGGUUCUCACGCGCCAUGGCGGCCCCCGUCCAGCAGCCUCCUCGGUCUAGUGGUGGAAAGCGCAAAGGGAAAGCUCAGUGUGUGCAGGCCAAGAGGGCGCGGCGCUGCGACGGCGGUGGGCCACCACAGCUGGAACCCGGGCUACCGGGCCUACUCAUUACCUGCAACAUGAACCAGCGCAAGUGCGUUGAGGAGGCCUACAGUCUGCUCAACGAAUACGGCUACAACGUGUACGGGCCAGAAAAGUACAAAGAUCAGCAGCCCUCUGGAAGUGAGGCAGAAGAUGAUGAUGUGGAGGCUGCCUUGAAGAAAGAAGUUGGUGACAUUAAAGCAUCUACGGAGAUGAAGCUAAGAAGAUUCCAAUCAGUGGAAAGUGGAGCAAAUAACGUAGUCUUCAUCAGGACACUUGGGAUAGAACCUGAGAAAUUGGUACAUCAUAUUCUUCAGGAUAUGUAUAAAACCAAGAAGAAGAAGACUCGGGUUAUUCUACGAAUGUUACCUAUUUCGGGCACAUGCAAGGCUUUCUUAGAAGACAUGAAAAAAUAUGCAGAAACAUUUUUGGAACCCUGGUUUAAAGCUCCAAACAAAGGGACAUUUCAGAUUGUAUAUAAAUCUCGAAAUAACAUCCACAUGAAUAGAGAAGAAGUUAUCAAAGAAUUGGCAGGAAUAGUAGGCAGCCUCAAUUCGGAAAAUAAAAUGGAUCUUACCAAUCCACAGUACACAGUGGUAGUAGAAAUCAUUAAAGCUGUCUGUUCUGCUAAACUUGUGGAAUUUGUUAUACAGCAGUGGAAAACUAACACAGUUCCAUAUGGAUUCAUGGAUUAA
Messenger RNA from Prionailurus viverrinus (fishing cat), 840 nucleotides. RefSeq names its product THUMP domain-containing protein 1-like. Gene Ontology annotation, biological process: tRNA modification. The record is from RefSeq and is a predicted model, not a curated record. NCBI's taxonomy places the organism in Eukaryota, Metazoa, Chordata, Mammalia, Carnivora, Felidae. Gene Ontology annotation, molecular function: RNA binding.